AUGAACUUGGAUAUCGACAAGUCGUACGGCGUCAUUCAGCCUGACUCGGCGAGCUUUCGGAAGCAGCUAGAGAAUCUCUCGAAACUUUCAAGACAAUCGUCGGAUUUGCACAAAUGGUCUGAGAAACUUAGAUUCAUCACAUCCCACCCCGACGUAUGGCGAGAGAUCCAACCGGUUCGGGAAGAGAAGACACGCUUUACUGGCAACAACACAACAUUCAGUGACAAUCCAGGCAAAGCUCAUGCUGCUACAACGAUCCGCCCAGGCACUUUUCAGAGUUGCGCUUGCAACGAGUGGUCUCGCCGGCCAGUCGAGCCUAAAGCGAAUAAGCUAUGGGUGACCCACAGAGAUGAUGCCCCAAGCUGUCCUCAUUUCGUAGCGGUAUCGUACUGUUGGCCGCAACCGUCCGAAACCAUCAAGCCCCCCGCCGGCUUCUAUUCUCUCUCUUCCAAGCUCGGGAAGAAGAAGAGCGACGCUCCAGAUGAGGUUAUCGAACGAGCUCUGAAAUUUGCCAACCACAUGCAGCUGAGUGCCAUUUGGGUAGACCAAGAGUGCAUUGAUCAGAACGAUCGCGAGGACAAGGAGUCCGGCAUACAAUCCAUGGAUCUUGUCUACGAGAAUGCGCAGGUGUCGUUGGGACUGAUGUCUAUUGUAGCACAGGAGCAGAAGCAAUUGGACUUUCUGAAUUCUGAGCGCUUGCUCCAAGCAUGGAAGGCAAACGCGAUUACGAAUGAUGAUAUCUGGCACUUUCUUAAAUGGAUCGAUAGUGAAAGGUGGUUUACAAGAGCCUGGUGUAUGCAAGAGUCAUGGGCUGCUGGACCGCGGAUGUUGCUCAUGUUCAAAUGUGAUAGCACACUUGACAAGCAUGAACAUCAGGGACCCAUCGAAAAUGAAGCUAUCGUACCUUUCCAGGGUCUCGCCAAGAUUUUGAGGAUGCUCAUAGACCAUGCUCAGCCCAGAGCUGAGCGGCCGGAAGACGUUGAGAGAGACAGCCAGUGGCUAGAGCAAUUGAAACGCAAAGUUGUGAAGACAAUGCCAGACAACUCCAGCUCCAGCCCCAUGGUUAUAGGAAGCCGGAAUCGGUUGAGGUGCAGUGCCGCUGAAGGUUUGCAUGCUUUGGCAGUACGAGAAAACAGUCGAAUCGCAGAUCGAAUUGCUAUACUGGGCAAUCUCUGCAACUUUAGCACUCGUCUUGAUACCGAGAAAUUGGAGAAUGAAGGGUACAGUUUCAGCAUAAGCGCCUUUGCGCUCGCUUUCCUCAACGGCGAUCUUUCAUUAAUGGACUGCCUACCUGUGCAGAAUCAAAUGAUCAAAGGCGGCGCAGGCGCACUGGGUUUACGGCGUCUAGGGUACUCGUGGGGUCCUCCGAUGAACGGCACGUUGACGAAUCUCGAGUGGGUCCCAGAAGAUAGCAAUCCAAGAAGAUUGGCAAGUUCUCAGCUCACUGAGGAGGGCUUAUCAACAUUUGGAUGGAUCUUCUUGUGCGAUUUGUUUAUCGACGUCUCACCAGUCCAGUUAGGAUUUCAGGAAGAGUGGGCACGAGUCAAUAUGGCUACUACGCAGGAUGACUUCGGCAUUCAAAAGAUGUGCUUCCGGGUUGUCUGGUCGCUGAUAAAGCUAUUGAUCCAUAAAGGCUACCUUCAUCUUGCUCAAGUUGUUUGGAGCCACGAGAACAAUUUGAGACUAGCCAUUGACGAUGACACUGCCCUGUCAACAUCACAAGAGUCUCCUAUCCUCCCCGCUGAUAUCACGAAGCUCAUUGACCCUAAAAGCCACGACUUCAUAUAUCGGAAAGAACAUAUCAUCCAGUCCGAGCACGACUUUCUGGAGAAAACAUCACCAAUGGAGAACAUCGCGAACGUUGCGAGCAGUAAUCGUGCAUGGCUAGCACAAACUGUUAUGAACACCGGCAAGAUCCUCUGUGGUAGACAGAUCAACACCGGCAUGAUGCUCGCACCAACUUUUACCUGCACUAACAAAUCCGGAAAACUAGAAAUCACUCCUGUAGCUGAAGGAAACCCGCAUUCAGCACCGUCGGGUUCUGAAGACGAGCAACUGGUACCUGGUACAACGAAUCCCAAGUCCAAAUACACAAGUGUGUUGGAAUCUGAGGAUGCGAGUAUGAAGUGUAUCUUUACGCCAUCUUUGCAGUAUCGAUUGGACGAGGGACGAUCGCUGCAUAUUUGGAGGCCAACGCACUGGGUUGCGAGCCGUAUUUUCAAAGGCUCGGCGGGGGAUUUGUGGAAGGCUGAGGGAGGGGAGAUGGUGAGAGGGUAUGUGGUUCCAACGACCAUGUUUUCGAAAUGUGUGCUUGUUUAA
This is a messenger RNA of Ramularia collo-cygni, 2319 nucleotides long. RefSeq lists its product as uncharacterized. The record is from RefSeq and is a predicted model, not a curated record. The coding region runs from base 1 to 2319 and encodes 772 amino acids. The transcript has a single exon. NCBI's taxonomy places the organism in Eukaryota, Fungi, Ascomycota, Dothideomycetes, Mycosphaerellales, Mycosphaerellaceae.